Messenger RNA from Pundamilia nyererei, 2009 nucleotides. RefSeq names its product oxysterol-binding protein-related protein 2-like. The record is from RefSeq and is a predicted model, not a curated record. Gene Ontology annotation, molecular function: cholesterol binding. The transcript is spliced from 13 exons. Bases 439 to 1956 code for a protein of 505 amino acids. Gene Ontology annotation, cellular component: plasma membrane; perinuclear endoplasmic reticulum; cytosol. Lineage: Eukaryota; Metazoa; Chordata; Actinopteri; Cichliformes; Cichlidae.
UGCCAGCUACUUCCGCUGCUGUGUCAAGCUGAGGCUACACAGUAAAUUCUUGUUCAUCUUUCUGGACUUGCAGAUACAUUCAGCCUGCUCACGCCACUCAGAUUAUUCAUUUGCCUUGGUCAAAAGAGCCACAUAAAUUGAAGACUGGAAGUGCAUCCGUUGUUUGUCUGCUAACUAAGCAGCUGAUUUGCUCAAAUUGACAUCUGCUGGUGUCAUUCCUCUGAGGACAGACCAUCUGCUGAAAAUCUGUGUGAAGCUGUAUUUGGGACAUUGUCUCGAUAUCAGACAAACAUUGCUCUGUUGUUGUGGUGACACUCAAGCGAGACCUAGAUUGACAGGUCUCCCUCCAGAGUAACUUUUCAGAGCAGCCACCAAAAGGAACAUGUGCUAGAAGUUCAACAUCUGUCCUAAACAACUGGUCAGCUUUGACUCUAGAAGAUGAGCAAUGACGAUGAGUUCUUCGAUGCCGUCACAGGCCUGGAAUCGGACGAGUCGUGCGAGGGGCUGUCGGAGGCCAGUUUCAAAGAUGCACAAGGGAUUGACAGCAGCAGCCAGAAGAACAAUGGAUCAGUCCCACAAGAAAAUGGCAUCAAGAAACACAGGACAUCUCUCCCUGCACCCAUGUUUUCCAGAAACAAUAUCAGUGUGUGGAGUAUCCUGAAAAAAUGUAUUGGACUGGAACUGUCCAAGAUCACGAUGCCCAUUGCCUUCAACGAGCCGCUGAGCUUCCUGCAGAGAAUCACGGAAUAUAUGGAACACACUUACCUCAUCAACAGAACCUCCUCAAUGUCCGACUCCAUAGAGCGCAUGCGGGCAGUAGCUGCUUUUGCUGUGUCAGCAGUUGCGUCGCAGUGGGACAGAACUGGAAAGCCCUUUAAUCCUUUGCUGGGAGAGACCUAUGAACUUAUCAGAGAGGACCAGGAUUUCCGAAUAGUGUCUGAGCAGGUAUCCCAUCAUCCUCCAGUGAGUGCAUUUCAUGCAGAGAGCCUGGCUGGGGAUUUCGUGUUCCACGGCUCCAUCUACCCUAAACUUAAAUUCUGGGGCAAGAGCGUUGAGGCAGAGCCUAAAGGGACUAUCACACUAGAGCUACUCAAGCACAGGGAGGCAUACACAUGGAGCAACCCUAACUGCUGUGUACACAAUGUCAUACUGGGAAAACUGUGGAUAGAACAGUAUGGCACAGUAGAAAUAGUCAACCACAGCACUGGAGACAAAUGUGUGUUGAAUUUCAAGCCCUGUGGGAUGUUUGGCAAAGAGCUACACAAAGUGGAGGGAUACAUCCAAGACAAGAGUAAAAAGAAGCUUGCUGUCAUCUAUGGGAAAUGGACUGAAUGCAUGUGGAGUGUCGACCCUCAGGCCUAUGAAGCACACAAGAAGUCUGAGAAGAAAGGAGACAACAAAAAGCAGAAAAAUGAUGAACUUGAGGGCGCUGAGAACGAUGACGCAGAUGACAUGCCCGAAGUCCAAGAGACUGUGUCUGUUGUACCAGGAAGCACUCUGUUAUGGAGGAUAGACUCUAGACCAGCACACUCUUCUGUGGUAUCAAAAAUAAAGUUACACAUCCAAAUUGGUGGCCCAGAACGCACACACGCAAACACACUCAUUCUUGACAUCUUUUAUUCUUUCUCUGUUUCCCAGAUGUACAACUUCACAAACUUUGCGAUGUGUCUGAAUGAGCUGGAGCCCGGCAUGGAGGCCAUCCUGCCCCACACAGACUGUCGCUUCAGGCCUGACAUCAGAGCAAUGGAGAACAGCAACAUGGAUGAGGCCAGUAAAGAAAAGGAAAGACUGGAGGAGAAACAGAGAGCUGCCAGAAAAGAGAGAGCCAAGAGAGAUGAGGAGUGGUCUACUAGGUGGUUCCAGAUGGGCACCAAUCCAUACACAGGUUCCCAGGAUUGGAUCUACACUGGUGGAUACUUCAACAGGAACUACCAAGACUUGCCUGAUAUCUACUGAAAACCUACUUGCCUUUCUCCUCCUCCUCCACCACAUCUAUAACCUCCCGUUAC